AUGGAGAAAUACAGUCGAUGGGCAGACUUGUCGACGGGUAUUAACCCGUUUGUGCCUCAGCAUCGGCGCUUUACAUCUGGAUGGCCGAUAACUAUUCUCCAGGUAACAUCUGGCUCUCUCUUAGCGCUGAUACGGUUCCCAUUGGUAUUUGUGUUCACCGUCGUGCUUGGUUUACUUAAUAUCGUGGUGUCCAUUUUGGCCGUCAUUCCGUUCCUGGGACGACUGCUAAAGCGCUCGAAUGAGUGGCUAUUGUGUUCUUUGCUGCUUCUUCUCUUUGGUGUAUAUACUAUGGAAGAAUCUGCUAAUACGCGUCGGUUGGGGCUUACUACGUUGAAAGCAAAGAGCUCCAAGGAAUCGUCUCGCGUCGGACGUGGUGACGUGGUAGUCUGUAAUUACACGAGCUUUUUGGAGAUUUUGUACCUGUCUAAACGCUUCUCGCCGGUCUUUGUGAUUGCUACAGAAGGAAAGAGUAAUGAUGAAAGCCGUGUGCACGUCUGUGGACUGAUGGAGGCGCUGUAUUGGUCUUUGGCGAUGCCUGUGAGUGCUAAACGAGUCAAGCCCACGAGAAAGCUUGCAGACGUCGUGCGUCGAGCUUCUGGACCUGUUGUGGUGUUACCAGAAGGAGCUCGUAGCAAUGGAAAAGCGGUAUUGAAGUUCGUCCCUGUGCUGCAGACCCUGCCGGUCAAAACCCGUGUGCAUCUUGUGGCGUUCCGCUACGAAUACAAGCGUUUUAGUCCGAGCCACACUAUUGGCGGUGCGUGGUCUCACCUCUUCUGGACUGCUUUCCAUCUCUACCAUACAAUGCGUGUGACGGUGUUGAAUGCGAAAGACUUGAAGCUGGAUGAACUGACUCCGGCCAAACUCUCGAGCAGUAAGAGCAGCAAAAAACAGGAAGACUCCAAGACGCUGUCCACGGAUCAGGUGGAAAAGCUUCGCUCGCUUCUGGCCGCUAUGCUACGCACCAAGACGGUUGAUUUGGGUCCGGAGGAUCUUUUGUCUUUCACGAAGUACUGGAAUCAUGUGAACAGUGGUGGACGGCACCCAGCGUCACAAUUUACGGACCGCAAGGCUCCUCACGAGCAUGCUCAGUGGGCCAAGAGAUAG
Messenger RNA from Peronospora farinosa, 1104 nucleotides. NCBI's taxonomy places the organism in Eukaryota, Oomycota, Peronosporomycetes, Peronosporales, Peronosporaceae. The record is from the annotation of a GenBank genome assembly.